Molecule: messenger RNA, 486 nt
Organism: Drosophila montana
Lineage: Eukaryota; Metazoa; Arthropoda; Insecta; Diptera; Drosophilidae
Product: mitochondrial import receptor subunit TOM20 homolog B-like
Exons: 1
Coding region: 1-486 (161 amino acids)
Biological process (GO): protein import into mitochondrial matrix; tRNA import into mitochondrion; intracellular protein transport
Cellular component (GO): mitochondrial outer membrane; mitochondrial outer membrane translocase complex
Molecular function (GO): transmembrane protein transporter activity
Source: RefSeq, a predicted model, not a curated record
AUGUCGAGCAAAUCCUUGCUGGCAUUUACCGUAGGUACUGCGAGUGCAUUUAUCCUGGGCUUUUGCAUCUAUUUCGAUCAGAAGCGUCGCUCCGAUCCCGACUACAAAAAGAAGGUGCACGCUCGCCGGCAGCGUGAGCACGACAAGUUCAAAUAUCGUAUGUCAAGUGGCGAUGAUAUGGAUCCAAAUAGCUCCAUGGUGGAUGCCAAUGGUCACACAAGUCUGGAGCGUUGUUUUCUCAGUGAGAUCAAUAUGGGGGAGCAGCUGAUUAGCCAGGGCAACAUGUCAGAGGGUCUCAGCCAUUUGGCCAAUGCGAUCAUGAUGUGCGCCCAACCGAUGCCAGUGCUCCAGACACUGAAGGAAUCCUUGCCGGAGCGAGUUUUCAUGCCAUUGAUCAUGAAACUGCAGGAGCUGCAGAGCAAUGGCAGCAAUAGCAUGUCCAGUUCGAACAAGGACAACUCAACCAGCUCACCCGACUUUUCCUAA